This is a messenger RNA of Hirsutella rhossiliensis, 1203 nucleotides long. RefSeq names its product kinase. Gene Ontology annotation, molecular function: protein kinase activity; ATP binding. The record is from RefSeq and is a predicted model, not a curated record. Gene Ontology annotation, biological process: spliceosomal complex assembly; protein phosphorylation; regulation of mRNA processing. The transcript is spliced from 7 exons. Lineage: Eukaryota; Fungi; Ascomycota; Sordariomycetes; Hypocreales; Ophiocordycipitaceae. The coding region runs from base 1 to 1203 and encodes 400 amino acids.
AUGGCAUUGGCAAACGUUCUCGGCCCUGGCGCGGCUCGCCUGAAGUCACUAUUCAGCCGCUCAUCUCAACAGCUUCAUUCACUGAGUGCCAUUUCCGAGGAAAGCAUCACUCGGUACUGCAAGGGAGGCUACCACGCCGUGAGGAUCGGAGAUCUGUUCGGUUACGAUCAAUACAAGAUCGUCAGCAAGCUUGGAUACGGCGUCUACUCUACCGUCUGGCUGGCAUUCGACCUCGAGUCGAAGCAACACGUUGCGCUCAAAAUCCUCACAGCCGACUCCUUCGGACAAGGAAACAAUACUUUUGAGCUGGAUAUUCUCAGGCACAUAAGGGAUCGGAACACGAUCAACCCCGGCGCGAACCAUGUUCUCGGUCUGCUCGACAACUUCCAGCACCGUGGCCCGAACGGACAUCAUGUCUGCCUUGUGUUCAAAGCCAUGGGCCCAGAUAUACACAUAUCAAAGCAACUCCUGCUUGCCCUAUCGUAUCUACACGAUACAUGUCGAGUCAUCCAUUCCCUUGCAGACAUCAAACCGCAAAACAUCCUCAUCGAGACUUCGGCCAUCAACGAAAUGUUCCAGCACGCGCCGUCUGAGGUAUUCCAGCCACGCGACUCGCCGCUAGACCCGUCCAACGACUUUUACACCGAGUCCGUUCAAGUCUCCUCCGCUGAGGAAGACGUAGCUUGCCCAGCUGAUCUCUCCGUCAGGCUGGCAGAUUUUGGAACCGCGAGCUGGAUCGACAAGCACUUGACAGAGUGGAUCCAGCCCCAGAUGCUGCGAGCGCCGGAGGUGAUACUCGGGGCGGACUGGGACUACAGGGUGGAUAUAUGGAAUCUGGGCUUAAUAAUUUGGGAACUUUCCGAAGGCCGACUUCUCUUCGACGGCACGUGGACCUCGAACGACCUGUACACGCCCGAGGCUCACUUGGCUCAAAUCACCGCCGUCUUUGGCGGUAUACCCAGACGGUUGUUGGAUAGAUCCAAGAAUCGACAUCGGUACUUUGACGCCGACGGCCACCUACUCAAGCCCUCAACCUUCCCGCCGUGCACUCUAGAACAGUUUAGCCAGAAUACCGACCUUUUGGGCUCAGAAAGGGAGGAGUUCUUGAGCUUUAUUGGGUCAAUGGUGAGACCGGAUCCAUGGGACCGCCCCGAUGCCAGCAAGCUGCUUGAAUCGCCGUGGCUAGCGCAGCAGGAUAGAUAA